Orussus abietinus is the source of this 2464-nucleotide messenger RNA. It is a transcript of the gene Ubc4, whose product is annotated as ubiquitin-conjugating enzyme E2-22 kDa. Gene Ontology annotation, biological process: proteasome-mediated ubiquitin-dependent protein catabolic process; protein polyubiquitination. NCBI's taxonomy places the organism in Eukaryota, Metazoa, Arthropoda, Insecta, Hymenoptera, Orussidae. Gene Ontology annotation, cellular component: nucleus. The transcript has 5 exons. Bases 548 to 1147 code for a protein of 199 amino acids. Gene Ontology annotation, molecular function: protein binding; ubiquitin conjugating enzyme activity. The record is from RefSeq and is a predicted model, not a curated record.
UGGCGCGGCAGCGCAAAACCCGCGGAUACGCGAUCCGCCUCGACGUUUCCUCGCCGAAGAGGGUGUCUCGCAGGGACAUCAAUUAAUUCGAAGAUCGUAGAACGACUCGUCGUUCGGCCGUCCUUUAGGAUUUGCGCCCGAGGUCCCUAUGGUAAUUCGUUUACGGCCGGUUAGCGUUAAUAGGAUUUUCCGGGGAGGUCUGCAGACGACGCUGCGCGAGAGAGAGAUCACCCAGGAGGAGGGCGAGAGAAAGGGACGGAGCGAGUAACCGGUGACAGUCAAGUUUUCCAUCACUGUGGCGCCGGCGGUAAUCGAAUGAUAGAUUGAGACCGAAGCGGCGAUUUCGGAGAGGCUGCGGCGCGCACGGCUGCCAGCGGGAUUGUAAAUCGGUAGGUCGUCCAGGAGCCGACGCGAACCCGGGCCAAAGUCUUCCCCGGGACCCGGAGACGUCGCGGGCCGCCUCGAGACGCCGAGCGCGCCUCACGCAAAACCCGCUCGAAUGACGAUGACGGUCUGCUGAAGACUCUGCUCCGCCGACUUGGAAGUCAUGGCGAACAUCGCGGCCCAGCGAAUCAAACGGGAAUUCAAAGAGGUUAUAAUGAGCGAGGAUGUUGCCAAAUGUGCAAUUAAAGUUGAAUUAUUGAAUGAUAGUUUUACGGAACUCAAAGGAGAAAUUGCUGGUCCACCUGAUACACCGUACGAAGGAGGUAACUUUAUGCUAGAAAUCAAAGUGCCCGAAACGUAUCCAUUUAAUCCACCUAAGGUGCGAUUUAUAACAAAAAUAUGGCAUCCCAACAUAUCAUCUGUAACAGGAGCCAUUUGUUUAGAUAUAUUAAAGGACCAAUGGGCAGCAGCUAUGACAUUAAGGACAGUUUUACUGUCGCUGCAAGCUUUGUUAUCAGCUGCCGAACCCGAUGAUCCACAAGAUGCUGUCGUAGCUAAACAAUACAAAGAACAACCUGAAAUGUUCCGUCAAACUGCCAAACAUUGGACGUCUGUAUACGCGGGUGGUCCAGCAAAGAUGCCUGAUCUGGAUGAUAAAAUUAGGCGACUAACAGAUAUGGGCAUAGCCGAACAUAAUGCGAGAGUCGCACUGUCCUCUUACAAUUGGGACUUGGAACGUGCCACCGAGCAACUCUUUAGUUAGUAAUGGCUAAGCAUCUCCAUGAGUGCUCAACUGACUACAAUUGUCCACCGUCUCGAAACGUCACAUUCGUAAGCAAAAUGACAUUGCACUUUCUGCCCAGCAAGUUUAGCGCUCCUGAUGACAAUAUUAAAAUCACGACACUACUCCAAAAAUAAUCUUGAGCCAUUUUAUUCAUAGCCGUUUAUUUAAUUUGUAAAAUAGGCAUGAACAAUAAUAAUUAAUAAAACUCUUUAAGUCAACGUUUCAAUAAGAUUAUGCUUUCAAAUGGUAGCUUCGAGCCAAGGCAUUUUCGAGUUAAUUGAGUUACGCUAGUAGGUUGGGAUUUGUAAAGACGAUUCGAUAUGCAAAGCAUGUUUUCAAAGUUUCAUCGAUCUUCAGUCUAUGCUUAAAUGUCAGUGGUUAUAAAAACAAGGAUUGUAGGAUAAAGACAUUAAUCUAAUUCUUACAAAUGGCAACAAAUUGUACAUAUAUGUUCGAUACAUUAUUAUUCUUCUCAUAUGUAGAUCUUAAACAAUUUUUAAUAUACUGUUAUCGAUCUUACAAUGCCUUCCAUUCGGAUCAAAAGAGCUUCACCCUUUUUUUUAGGCUCUAGUUGCUUUUUUCCAUAUCCUUUUGGUGUACCAUUUGUAACACUCUUUAUCGACUUUCUUAGGAAAAGGAUCACGUAACCACGGAUAUCAUUGUACCCGGGUUUAGACUAUUGUUUGACGUUUACCCGUUCGAUCGUCUGAAAACUAUAACAACAAUCUGAUCUCGCACGAUCAGAUCCGAGAUGUACAUUUGAAAUAGGAAUCAAUUUACUUAGCCCUAGGAGACAUGUAAAAAGAGCCAUACACACACCUUAAAAAGUUACGUCGUUAGUGUUAAACCUUUUUGUACAUUUUUGGUGUUGGUCGUAUACCGGAAGCAAAGGUCUAGUUUUUCUUUUUUUUCCUAUUCAAAGCAGAUUACAUUCCAGGCACAAGAAACGAAUUGUACUCACUGACUUGCGAUUUGAUUUCCACUCACUGCCGGGAUGCAAGCAAGCUUCCUUAGAUUUAACAGGAUUUUGUAAAAUAAGGAAAGAGAGAAACUUAACGAAGUGGUUCAUAGCGACCUUUUACGCGAGCGUUUCAGGCAUAACCUUAAGUACCCAUUUGACCAUCACCAUCCGUCUGAUGCAUGUAAUCGCGAGGAUACAUAGCACGAUAUUGUAAAUCUUGACCACUGCGGUACUUUAAGUAUCUUAAGUCGGACACCUACACGUUAAACAGUUUGUGCCUGGUUGGUAUUGUACAAUAAAUCAAAUCAUGAAUGUAUUAAAAACUCGUAGCCGUA